Messenger RNA from Parus major (Great Tit), 7564 nucleotides. RefSeq names its product secreted frizzled-related protein 2-like. Bases 5934 to 6794 code for a protein of 286 amino acids. Gene Ontology annotation, biological process: negative regulation of canonical Wnt signaling pathway; canonical Wnt signaling pathway; non-canonical Wnt signaling pathway. Gene Ontology annotation, molecular function: Wnt-protein binding. The record is from RefSeq and is a predicted model, not a curated record. The transcript has 4 exons. NCBI's taxonomy places the organism in Eukaryota, Metazoa, Chordata, Aves, Passeriformes, Paridae.
UGCUUCCCAUGGUGUUAAAGUGAAUCAAGCCUGGCCUGCCAUGUGUUGUGAUAGCGUUUCCUGCGGGUGGCUGGGAUACAUAGAAGUUAAAUUCGAAAUACUGCCAAGCGACAUGAAAGGGAUGGGCUCCAGGCGUGCUGGAGUCAGCAGAGCACUCUCCCGGGGUUUUACUUGUUUAACUGAUAGAGCUAUCUCCAGUGGCAGCUAGAAGCCAGACACGAUUUUCAAGACUUAAUGUGUUUUUUUCUUAUCUUGAUGAUCACUAGUCGGCUACAGACCACAGACAAAGAGAGAAUCGGGGAGGGGGAAUAGACAAGGUGACGAUGUUUACUUUCUCAAUGGACUACAAAUGGUUGGCAUGUAAUGUUUACUUGUAGCCCAAACAGCUGUUUCCUUGUCUCCCUAUGAAGAGUUUGAGUCUACUUGUAUUCCCUUAUGUUCAUAGAAGUUUAGAAACACUUCAGUGAGCUCUGUGUUUAACUUCACUUUUUAUUUCAUUUGGAGCUGUUUGUGAUAGACAACACAUAACAGGGGCCUCAGCUAUGAUAGAAAUUUGAUAGAGGGAAAACCAACAUCAGCCCAGUUGCCAAAAGACUGCAAAAGCUACUUGAGUCUAAAAGAGGAGCUCUUCUGUGUCAGAAAUUGUGCCUGAAAUACCUGAUACUCCAUUUGCCAAAUACUCUUUCUUUCACAACAUUAAAUCAGAGCAAAACAAAAUUGAAAUCCAGUAAAAUUGACUCAAGAUUAAAAAGAAAUAUAUUAGCCAAAGCAAAGGAAUACCAACCAAAGAAUAAAAAUACCCUAAGACAUUUAAUUUUUUACCUGGAGGAGAGCAGAGAGGAAAGGCUAUUACUGCUGGCUGUUUAUGGAGGGUGCUCAUCUGGUACAUGAUCAAUAGUGUAAAACCCUAAAUUCAGACAGACUGUAUUUUGCUCCCACGUGAAAGCCAUUAUAUGGAAUUUGCUUACCCCUGGAGCAAAAUCAACAACACUGUUGAUCCUGACAUGGUUUUUAUGGCUGAAAAACAAAAUUCACUUUCUUAACAAUAACAGUGUGAGCAUUUCUUUCCUAUUUUCAGACACCUUGAAAGCAAACAGCUGCACACAGCAUUUAACCAAUGCAGUGUUCACCAUAAGGCCCUGACAUGCAGCACACAGGACAUGGCCUAAAAGCAAUUUUGUGAGUGCCACUAGUCAGUAUGGGAUUUCAGUUCUUCCUCUAAAAUCACUUUACACAAAUUGUCCUGCUCUGCAUUGACAAAACACUGCUGGGCAGGACCUCCAAAAGCUGAAUGGGUCAAUGAACACUGAUGUCAAAGCUGAGAUUUGUAUGCCUGCAUUAGCUGCUAGCUGGUUAGCAAGUCACCUCAUCUUCCUGUGUCUUUUUUUGGCCCUGACUGACUUGGCCUACUUGGAAAAUGCUACUUACCCAGUUUUUGUAUAGUAUUCAAUAUCCAAAGCACAAAUAUUGUGCUUUGAGUGAUACUCUUGGGAUCUGCAUGGGUAUUUAGAUGUCCUCUCCCCACUCUUGUAGCCCCUGAACACUUCAUAUUUGAACAUGUUUAACUCCAGCAUCCCCCCCAUCAUUGUUAACCAGGACAAUCUGUGUGUGCAGGAGUACAGUGCAGCAGGGUGAAGGCUUCCAGGAGAAAUGUGUCACUGUCAGAAACUAAAUUUGGGUCACCCAAAGCAUCGAAUUUCUCUUUCACUGUUAAUACAAACUUUCAGGUAAUCAACUGACAGUAAGAAGGGCAGCACUGAGCAUGCCAAAGCAGUGAGCCUGUAACAAUUUCCAUUGCAGAUUUAUAAGCAAAUACAGAAUUUUUGUCCUUUAAAAAAAUUGAACCAAUGCUAAAGCCAUUGUGACAAAUAAAUUAAUGAGGCUUUUUCAAAGGCAUUCAAAGGCAUCCAUGACUCUCUCCUGUUUUACAGAUACCAUAUGUGGCCUGAUUAUUUUUUUCAUAAAGAAAAGGAAAUGUUAUGAAGUAAUUCCUGCACUGCAGAUGUUAGUCCAGCAAAGCUUUCAUCAGAGCAAGGACCACCUCUCCCCUGCCUUCUUGCAUGAUUACAAGCUUUGAUCUUAGUCUGGGAGCCUUACAUCUCUGCAGUUGACUCCAGUUAAAAAUUACUCCAUCCAAAUAUUCCAACAAAUGUUUAGAUUAAAACCAAAAAUCCCUAUAUCUGCAAAUUUGCACUCAGCCCCCUGCUUUCUUUGAAGAAAAUUUCAAUCCUGUUUCUUCCUGGGCUCUGAUGGGUGGCUCCUGGUUAAUCUCUGUCUGUCUCCCUGGUAACAGUCAAAGGAGAGGACACAGAGGUGGGCAGGGAGCAGCCUCCAGCCACUGUUCCUCUUAUCACAGUCCAUCAGCAGGUGUCCCUUGCUCAUAUCCAGGAACAAUAAAUACAGCCUGUGGCUAAGGGAACCACCACACAGCUUUCUUCAGAAGUCUCAAAGAACAGUAGCUGGACUCCAGAUUUUGAGAUCUGUAACUGUAUGCAGGCACUGCAAUUGCCAUGCUAGUUUGUUAAAUAAUUUUUUUUUUCACUUUAGUCAGUCUUUGUUCAAGCAUCCUCUACAGAUAUAUAUCACUACAAACAGAAAUACCUAGCCACCAGUAUUUGUGCAAUCUGAAUGUUUAGCUAGUGUGGCAACAGGAAAACAGUUUACUGUGUUCACAAAAUCAAUCUGUGUGUAUAUUUGCUUGAUGUGUUUUCCCUACCAUGAAGUGAGCAGCUGAGUGUUUGCAAAAAAAAGGAGAAUCUAUGGCACACAACAUGGGUGCCACAGGUUAUGCUUCUGCCAACAUCUGCUGAACUUUAGCACUCCCCAACCAAUGGCAAUCUACUCUGCAUGUUCACUUUUAAUAACUGUUCUGCAAGACUCCUGCUAAAAAAUAAAAUUAUAAAGGCUUGCUGUCAAACCAAGUUCAAAGGUAACAUCUGCUCAUGAAGAACAUCAAAAUAAUUGAUUCAGGCAAUCAAUUAUUGAACAGAAGCACUGUCUCUUACUUAAAAGUGUCCCAGGAGUGUAGUGAAAAGAAUGUCAAAUUGAUAAAUUCCUUAAUAAAAUAUGACACUGAAAAUAGCACAGGGUAAGGAAUUUGACCCACUUGAAUCAAGUCAACUUGAAUUCCAGAAAGGAAUCAGAAGCUCCCGUAAAUGAUUCUCUUUCCUGACAGAAGAUGCCUAUCAAAAAUUACUGAAUUAUGGAUAAUAAUCUCAUUUCAGAGCCACCCUUGGACCCAGUACAGCCACGGGUGUCCAGCAAAGGCAUUUAGACACAUUUCUUCUCUUGAAACUGGUAACAAUUCUUCAGCCCUUGAGCCUACCAAAAGUUAGCUCUCCAAAAAUAAAGUAUCAAAAGGUAGUUGGAUGUCUCUGAGAGGCUAAAAGAAACUUUAAAGCACAGCCCUGCAGUGGCUCAUAAAUGACCUCCUCCAUGGGAAGCCUGGCAGGAAACUGUCUCCGAGAUAUACAUUUAUUUCUAAGACAGUUCCUAUGGAGACUAAGUCUGCCAGGAUAGGUAUCAGCUCUUAUUAGAUCAUCUUUGUCUCAUACACUCUUGUUAUGCUUGCUUCUGUUCUGUCCAUCAGUUGUGAUGCAGGGGACUUCUCAAAUGAGCUCCACUGGCUCACAAGCCAGCACACAAGGUUUUGGGUACAGCCAGAGCUCAGCCCAGCACAGGCCUGCCAUGGGCUGGUUUAAGGCACUGGGAAGGGGCACAGCAGCCCUCCUCCUGCAGAGCAGCACCAAGGGCACAGCUAGAAACUCAGCAACCCCUCAUUAGCUGGAGUAACAACAUUGAGUCAGGUUUCAGGAUGAAUCAGGUUUUCUUGUAGGUUGUGAGACAGUCACUGAGAAAAACACAGAGAAAAACAUCUAAAUAAUUGAGAGACCAAACACCCUUUCUUACUCUAUGACCAUUUAGAAAUCUGCAUGUAAUACCAUGUUCCACAUGCAAGAGAAAGGUUUCUUUCACCAGAGAUCUUGCCACCUAAUUCUAGAGAGCAAUCAGAUGAGAGAAGUGUUACAGAAGAAUAUCAUUGGAGUCAGAGAGGAAUUUGAUUAAUUUCAUAAAAUUACAAGAUGAAGGGCUGUGCAGUUGGCUCAGCUUGGACCUGCCUCUCCUUGGGUUAAGCAACUUCGUGAAGUUGUUUCACUGCAAGAGCAUCUGUGUGAAAAUGUGGCCUGCAGACACACUUGCAUAGAUUUAGCAAGGAUAAGACUUUUACUGAAGGCUCUAACUUCUUAAGAAAUACAUGGAGCACCUGUCAAAGGGAAGCCAUCAUGAGGCCUAAGGCAGCCUGGUUAGAUAUUCAGUUCCUCUGCUUUGAGAUGGGAUAACGGAUGUAGAAAAACCACAUUUGCUGGGAAAAAACACCAUUCUGGCAACAAAGCAUGACAGGAAAAACUGGCCAUCGUUUUAAAUACAUUUUUAGUUCCUGGGACCUUGCAAACUGCCAUUUUUUUCUACUUAUUUAAACAGAUACUGUAAUUUUACUUGUAGCUUAGAGUAAGGAAGGCCGCUAAGGAGGAACAAUAGGGGGUUGUUUUUGGUUUCAAAGAUGCUAAGAUUAGUAACCUAAUCUUUAAGUAUAAACAUGUAAAUUAUAUGUGAUGCAUUGUCUAAGUCUCUAUAUCUCAGUAUAAGCACAUAAACUACAGUUUCUGAAGAAAUGUAUUUCAAUCAAGCAUCAGUAACACUAGAUGAUACACUAUUAUGAACAUACUUAUUUUAGCUUAAUAUCCAAGAUAUAUUUUACAGUAGAUUGACCUACAAAUUAUUAAUAGCUAAACAUUUCUGCUAAUAAAUAAUGUAACCAGAUGUGGAAAUAAAAAAUUAACACCUAUAACUAAUUGGAAAAAAAUAUUUUCAUCAAAUAAAAAAAAAUCUCCACAAAAUGCUUUGUUUAGAUCUUCAGCUUUUAAAACUCAUAAUCUGACUUUUCAUAAUAGGUGAGCUACGCAUUAUUCAGAUCCUCUUCAUCUUAACUGGUUCCCAGCUUCUCUAUAGCGAAGAGCUGUACACAGUGAUAAUACCAUUUCUGUGCUAUGAACAGAAAAAGUACACAUCUGUUAUGAUGAUACACUUUGAUACUUUAUACACUUUGCUUUGAUACACUUCAACAUAAUUAUAACUUAUUAAUAAAUAGUUGAAAUUAUGCAUUAUUUGAGCAUGUUUAAAUGUAGAUGGCUUCAUACAAAAUAAUAAAAAUGUGUAACUGCUUUUUUCCUGAAUAAAUACUGAUAGUCAGAACAGUGCUACAAAUUCAAUUCUGUAUUUUCAGGUGUCUAUUAAAAUUUAUAGAAGUUGGGCCUUUAGCAUAUCACAGAAUAGGAAUCCAAAUUUCCAGUCAAAAUACUUGGUUAAUAGCAGACGUCUGUCUCUUUUAUAGUGCUUGACAAAAGAAAGUGUCUCUUCUACAUUGUAAAACAGUGGAAAAGACAUGAGCCAUUAGCACAAGCACAACAUUUUCACUUGAUAAGUCAAUCUGGGCUGGCUUUUUCUGUCAUGUCAGCAGUGUCUGAAAACAAAGGAGACACAGAUGCCCCAGGAGACAGCAUGUCUGCCCAACCCUGUUUCUGGGGGAUCUCUUAAUUUGUUUUUGAAAGAACAGAGUGAACCUUCCAGGUGCCAAAAUUUAAUAUGCUACAUAGCAUGCUGCAGCCACUGACACCAUGGGACAUGUGAAAGGCUGUUCCAAGUCAGUGUCCUAGGAGAACAUACAUCUAUAAGUUUUCUCCACCUCCCUGGCUGUCACAACAAUCCCUUGAUUAGGCAAUAAGACCUGGUCUUGUCUAGAGUGAUUUGAUAAGCAGUUGAUAACCAGCAGUUCAUUAAGCUCUGGGGAUAUAUAAGCCACAAGGUUUUCAGCAUGCCUCUGCACUUGAGUGGUUUGACAGCUCCCUGUUCAGCAGCCCAGGAGUCACUGGAAGAUGUUAUUGACUGCAAAAAUCCUUGUUUUUGCCAUGAAUGGUUUCCUAAGAGUGGCUACAGGCUUGGACAUUGGAUUAUCCACGAAAUGCAUAGCAAUACCCAAGGAGAUGGGCAUGUGUCACAAGAUUGGAUACUCUGAAAUGAGACUUCCCAACCUGAUGGGACACACAAGCAUGGCAGAGGUUAUCCUAAAAUCCACCACCUGGCAGCACCUUGUACACACAGACUGUCACCCUCACGUGAGGACAUUCCUGUGCUCCCUGUUUGCACCCAUCUGUUUAGAUACGUUCAUCCAUCCUUGCAGGAGUAUGUGUGCUGCUGUCCGGGACAGCUGUGCCCCCGUGCUCCUCUGCCAUGGGCACCCCUGGCCUGCCAGCCUGGACUGCGACCGAUUCCCUGGAGACGAGGACAUGUGCCUGGCACCUCUUACCAAGGACAAUAAAUAUUUGCACAAAGUCCUACCAAAGCCUACCUGCCAGACCUGCCCAACAGUGGAGGAAUUCUUUACACACAAAAGAGUUCUUGAAGUUUUCUGUGACAGUAACUUUGCAGUGAAAGUAAAGCUGUCCAAGAAGAGAACAGCAUUUGAGGACCAAGAGUAUAACAUUGAAUGCCAGGUGGAAUUCAUUACCCAGGGCUCACUCUUGCCCUACGAAACUCAGAGUAUGAUACAACAGUGGCUGCUAAUUAAUGAAAAAUGUAUAGAGAGGAUGACUCCAACCCACCGUCCCAUGGUGUAUCUCCUUGUGGGGAAUAUUGAGGAAGGCAUCAUUUUAGUAAAACAGGUUUAUCGCUGGCAGAGGAAGGACUCCCAGCUGACUUUGGCCACCCAGAAGUGGAGAUACCAUAAAUGCUUGUAAAUAUUUAUCAUAUUAUUUGUAAAAAGAUGAUUGUGCUUCUCAUGCCAAACCUAUCUUGUAAAUAGGAAUGUAUUAUAAGUUCAAUAUAAAGCUUUAAUUUCCUUUUAAAUUGUAUUGUAAGCUGAACUCAAACCCCAGUGUUAUCAGGCUUCCUUUUGGUAGUGUUACAGCUACUCUUGUCCAGUUUGAACUUCAACAGCUAUGGAUAAAUGUUUCUUUGAGUUAUGAUUUUAAAAAAUUGUAAUAUGUGAAAAAACCAGCAUAAACCAUUUUCAAAUCCAGCUGACUACUUUUAAUGUAUUUGUCUAUACCACCCACUCUACCAUUUUCUCCAGUUACCUAAACUUUCCCUUGUCUAAUGUUUCAUGAAUACUCAUCGUCUCCCCUCGGAGUAUUUUGAAAGGAGGCCGCCCUCUGCUGGUCGCUUUUGCAGGAAUCAGAGUGGAAUAAAGAGAAGAAUAAAUAAUUAAACACGGUAUGAUUGGCCCCAGACGCAAGAAGACUUGGUUACUGGGUGUCAUAAAUCAGAUCCCUGUUACUGAAAAGUCCUUUUUAGUUUUUCAGACGCAUUACAAAAUUUAGUUUAUAAAAUUUACCCGUUCUCCAAAUGGUCUGCAGGGAGCUAAUGGAGUCAAAAUAUUAAAAAAAAAUAAAAUAUCACAGUAGGCGCAUGAUUACCAUCCUCAUGGUCAGUGCAAUACACUGGUGUGUAUAGACUACUUGAAGAUGGACAGAACUUGACUUAAUUUUAGUUUUAUAAAUGUGUAUAA